Molecule: messenger RNA, 387 nt
Organism: Aureobasidium melanogenum CBS 110374
Lineage: Eukaryota; Fungi; Ascomycota; Dothideomycetes; Dothideales; Saccotheciaceae
Exons: 2
Coding region: 1-387 (128 amino acids)
Source: RefSeq, a predicted model, not a curated record
AUGGCUAGUGCAUACAUCCUCCACAGAACCGAUCGUACCGAAGAAGACUACAUCAUGCCCAAACCUUCUCCAGACCCUGAGCCCAACCAUCCCCUCGGCCCUCUCAUCACUAUCCGCAUCCUUAGCGACAACUCCGAUCCUACCUCCAGCAUGCCCUUCGACAUCAACUGGGAGAGCAUGCGCAUCAAGGCCAGAUUCGGCACCAUCAUGGCAGGAGGAGCAGGCUACUGGUGGGAGGAAGGCUGCCGCUGGCUGGACCCUGAAGAGACCCCCAAUGAGGUUACGUUGAAGCAUGGUCACACCAUUCGUAUCAUCUACUGUCAAGAGCCCGACGGAAAAGCUGACGUUCUCGACGUCGAUUUCGAGGAGGAGACCAGCAAGCCUUGA